Molecule: messenger RNA, 748 nt
Organism: Cyprinus carpio (common carp)
Lineage: Eukaryota; Metazoa; Chordata; Actinopteri; Cypriniformes; Cyprinidae
Gene: dync2i2
Product: dynein 2 intermediate chain 2
Biological process (GO): intraciliary transport
Cellular component (GO): ciliary plasm; cytoplasmic dynein complex
Molecular function (GO): dynein heavy chain binding; dynein light chain binding
Source: RefSeq, a predicted model, not a curated record
CUUAAGUUAUUAGGGACAAAUAAAUAUUGAUGGCUCUUUUCCAGUGGUCCUCUUUAUGGUGUCAUGGGGGGCUGUACAGUGGGUCUGGGACACCGGCCGCUCACAGGACCUCAUUCUGGCUCAGACGGGAAUGUCUGCAGAUACUCACCGUGAACCAGUUUAUCAGGUCAGCUGGGUCCCAGGAGCUCGCAGAGUUCUGCUGUGGACUGUUGAUGGAGCCGAAGCCGAAAUCAUCUUGAGUUCUGGAUAUGCUCUUGUCCAGCAGCGAGCUCAGAGUGGAGCAGCAAGCAAAACCCGAGCUAGCACCAAUAUAGGAGUAACCUCUGUUGCACUUUCCCCGUGGGACCUGGACACAGUCUUGGUGGGCUCAGAGGGAGGCCUUGUGCUCAAAUGCACUUUCAGAGAGACAGUGGCAGCAGUGUCCCCUGAUGGUGAGAGCGUGACACUGCGGGCUUUGUGGUAUUUUUUGUGCUUUAUUUACUUAAUAGUUUGGCUCAUCUGCACACUUUGCUCCAGCCCCGUACCCUGCUGUCUCUACAGGUCUUUAAGUCCAGUUGCCACAAUUGACCAGAACACAAGCGGUCAGCCAACGUAUUGCCUGGAGUUCAACCCCAAACACACAAAUCUGAUGGCAGUGGGCAAUGCAGAUGAGAGUGUCAACAUCAGGCAGCUUAGUGCCGAGUUAACGGAACAAGGUACCAGGCAGAUGGCAUUGCUGGAACAGCUGGCCAAUGAGGUGGCAGACUGA